CCGCCCCUGUCUCUUUGCCUUGCCUUCCCAUCACAGACUUCCCGAUUCAUAUCCAUUUAGCCGUCUUCAAGCAUCAGUUCUUAGAUCAUAUUACCAUUUGGUAUUUGUACAACGACCAUCAAUCAAAUGCUCGCCUCUCGAGUUGCCGCUCGCACCAGCGGGCGGACACUAAGGCCAUUAGGCGUACCUCGACGAUAUCACGGCUCUGUCAACAGUAAGCUGCUCAAAGUGUCAGAAGAGGUCCGCAAUGCUGUGGCCACUGGAAGACCUGUGGUGGCCCUUGAAUCAACCAUCUAUACACACGGUUUCCCCUUUCCGGAGAGUGUCGCAUUGGCAACACUGCUGGAGUCUGUAGUACGUGCCAAUGGUGGGGUUCCUGCUACCGUCGGGAUACUCAAUGGCGAAGCCAGGGUUGGACUUGGCGCAGAAGAGCUUAUUGAGCUGGCAUCUACUGCUGAGAAAAAGAAUGCCUUGAAGGUAUCCCGGAGAGAUCUAGGAUACAUUUGUGGCCUAGGACUGGCCGGCAAAAGAUUACAUGGGGGAACAACAGUGUCCGGCACGAUGGUACUUGCUCAUUUGGCUGGUAUCAAGGUUUUCGGAACAGGAGGCUUAGGUGGCGUACAUCGAGGUGGAGAGAAUUCGAUGGAUAUCUCCGCUGAUUUAACGGAACUGGGACGGACACCGGUGGCAGUCGUCAGUUCUGGAUGUAAGAGCUUUCUGGAUAUCCCGCGUACUCUGGAAUAUCUAGAGACGGAGGGAGUUUGCGUGGGAACCUUUGCCGAUGGCCGUCAAGGAGCCGUCGACUUUCCCGCUUUCUACACUCGUGAUAGUGGCUUCAAAGGCCCGAAGACUAUUCAGAAUGAGGCUGAAGCGGCCGCGAUCAUCUAUGCGCAGUCACGUAUUCCUGUCUCGUCGGGCAUUCUUCUAGCCAAUCCUGUGCCUCUAGAACACUCGAUUGCAAAGAAUGAAAUGGAUGGUAUAAUCGAGGAGGCUAUUCGCCUUGCCGAAGUCGAGGGCUAUCAUGGAAGCGAUAAUACGCCAUUCGUACUGGCAAAGAUCAAGGAGCUCACUGGCGGGAAGAGUGUGGUAGCCAAUCGCGCCCUUGUUGAGGCCAAUGUGGAACGUGCAGCUAAGGUAGCUGUGGAACUCUCAAAACUCGAGCGAAACGACGGGUUACUGCACGAAAGACACAUGCCAGCUAUCUCCGAGACCACUAGGGCUGACCGAGCAACUGCAGAAGCAGAGCUGGACUUCGCACCGACCACUGAGCAAUUGAUCAAUCGUGUUGAUAAAGCUGACAUCAUUGUGGCUGGCUCGCUAGCGAUUGAUAUGUCCUGUGACUUUAUUCCUACAGAAGCAACACACACCACCCCCAUCUUAGAGACAUCGAAUCGCGCAGUUAUCGGACAAAGUCUCGGGGGGGUAGGCCACAACGUGGCCAUCGCUGCAAAAUAUCUUAACAGCUCUGUUCUCUUCUGCAGCAUGGUUGGGGAUGACCUAAGUGGCCGCACUGCGUUGUCUUCCCUCCGUGAUGAAAAUUUGCCGACAGCCGGCAUUCGUGUUCUUCCUGCAUCGUCAGGGGCACGUACCGCGCAGUAUGUUGCCAUAAACGACACGAAGAAAGAUCUUGUUGUGGCCAUGGCUGAUAUGGCCAUCAUGGAGAUGCCCGAGCAAACCCUGGACUUUGACGGACUUUGGGAACCGAUGAUCGCGCAAGCACAACCGCAAUGGUUGAUUGUGGACGCCAACUGGAGUGCAGAAGUGCUUGCGAAGUGGAUGACUGCAGCGAAAAAGCAUGGGUCUCAAGUAGCAUUCGAACCCGUCUCAACGGCCAAGAGUCGUCGGUUGUUCGGCCAGAGCUCCGCCGCAGUCACCCCGUCUUCGUGUAUUCCCAACAACAGCAUUAGUCUCGCGACACCCAACCAGAUGGAGCUGACGGAGAUGUACGGCGCCGCGCGGGAGAGUGGACUCUUCGAGUCGGAGGGCUGGUGGCAUGUCAUUGAUGCCAUGGGGAUGUCGGCAUCUGGUUCGCGGGAUAGGUUGGUAGCCAUGACCUCAGCGGAACUUGUGGAUCAAGGCAUUCCACAGCAAACCAUACAGCUCCUUCCGUUCAUUCCGUGCAUUAUCACCAAACUUGGUAAGCAGGGCGCUCUCCUCACACAGCUUCUUCGUCCCGGAGACGCGCGUCUUACCAAUCCUGUCACUGCACCAUAUGUCCUUUCCAGGGCCCUUACCGACCAUGCAGUGAUCGGAGGGGUGUACAUGCGACUGUUCCCGCCAGCCACGGUACUUGCGGAGGAGGAGAUUGUCAGCGUCAAUGGGGCUGGGGAUACUCUCUUGGGGGCGGUGAUAACUGGGCUGACUAAUGGUCAUGUGGUGGAAGAAGUGCUGUCCGUGGCGCAGGAGGCCAGUGUUCUAACGCUGCAGAGCCCAGGAGGUGUUAGUCGCGAAAUCAGCAAGCUUAAAUUUUCUUAA
Messenger RNA from Aspergillus homomorphus CBS 101889, 2475 nucleotides. Its product is annotated as pseudouridine-5'-phosphate glycosidase/carbohydrate kinase family protein. Gene Ontology annotation, molecular function: pseudouridylate synthase activity; kinase activity. The transcript has 7 exons. Bases 127 to 2475 code for a protein of 782 amino acids. NCBI's taxonomy places the organism in Eukaryota, Fungi, Ascomycota, Eurotiomycetes, Eurotiales, Aspergillaceae. The record is from RefSeq and is a predicted model, not a curated record.